Messenger RNA from Tarenaya hassleriana, 1440 nucleotides. Its product is annotated as cytochrome b561 and DOMON domain-containing protein At5g35735-like. The transcript is spliced from 3 exons. The record is from RefSeq and is a predicted model, not a curated record. Bases 75 to 1292 code for a protein of 405 amino acids. NCBI's taxonomy places the organism in Eukaryota, Viridiplantae, Streptophyta, Magnoliopsida, Brassicales, Cleomaceae.
ACGAAUCGGAAAACACAGCAGAAACGGAGAAAAGAAGACAGAGACAACAACCAUUGUUCUGUUCUGUCGGAGAAAUGGAUCGGAGAAAAACCCUAAACCCUAAUUUCUUCUUCGUCCUGUUGAUCAUUCUCUUUUCUUGUUUCUCAAGCAACGCGCAAUCGACCUGCGACUCUUACAGAUUCUCCAACAACAACGUCUUCGCCAACUGUUCUUCCUUGCCGGCCCUCGGCUCGUUCCUCCACUGGACCUACGACGAGGCCACGGGCACUACCUCCAUCGCCUUUCGCCGGCCCGGAACUUCCCCCUCCUCGUGGAUCGCCUGGGGACUAAACCCUAGCGGACAGCAGAUGCUUGGGACACAAGCGAUCGUCGCUUUCACCGGCUCCAACGGUCAGUUCCAGGCGUACACCUCCCCCGUCACGAGCUACAACACGCAGCUCCCGAGAGGCGAUCUCAGCUUCCGGGUUUCGCGGGUCUCGGGCAGCAUGUCGGGCGACGAAGCCAUCAUCUUUGCCACCCUUGAGUUGCCGGGAAACAUGGUUCAGACCAACCAGGUUUGGCAAGUGGGUCCCGUCUCCGGCGGAGUUCCUCAGAUCCAUCCGACGUCCGGAGAGAAUGGUCGAUCUGUCAGUCGGAUCAAUUUCCGUUCAGGUCAGGCCGUGUCCGGCGGCGGCGGCCAGGCCGUGUCCGACAGGGAGAAGAAGAGAAACAGGCAUGGAGUGCUGAGUGCGGUGAGCUGGGGGAUAUUGAUGCCAAUGGGAGCAAUAAUGGCGAGGUACGUGAAGGUCUUUGCCGACCCAGCAUGGUUCUACUUGCACAUCGCGUGCCAAUUCUCGGCCUAUGUGGUCGGAAUCGCCGGUUGGGCCACCGGGAUCAAGCUCGGAAACGAUUCUCCGGGCACUUCCUACUCCGCCCACCGCAACAUCGGUAUCACCCUCCUCGUCUUCGCUACUCUUCAGGUAUUUGCAAUGCUGCUGAGGCCAAAGCCGGACAACAAGUACAGAAUGUAUUGGAACAUAUACCACCACGCGGUAGGAUACUCGACGAUAAUACUGAGCAUCGUAAACGUGUUCAAAGGGUUGGACAUAUUGGACCCCGAAGACAAAUGGAGAUGGUCUUACAUCGGAAUCCUCAUCCUCUUCGGCGCCAUUGUCCUCAUCCUCGAGCCUCUCACUUGGUUCAUCGUCCUCCGCCGCCGCCAUCGGACCAGCCACCGUGACGUGGCUCCCUCCUCCUCCGCCGACAAGCGCUCCGUUGCCAAUGGAACCGGUGGGUCCCGCCAAGUAGUUUAGUCUAGGUUCGGUUUUUGGUUUUUUGAUGGGGUAUUCGUAGGCUUAUUUAUGUAUGUAUUGUGGAUUGUGUUCUACGUCACACAUUUUUUGGAUUUAGGCUUAUAUAUAUACGUAUUGAUUGUGUUAUAUAUGAUGCAUUUUUUUUGGA